Molecule: messenger RNA, 1986 nt
Organism: Brugia malayi
Lineage: Eukaryota; Metazoa; Nematoda; Chromadorea; Rhabditida; Onchocercidae
Product: Spermine/spermidine synthase family protein
Exons: 15
Coding region: 1-1986 (661 amino acids)
Biological process (GO): polyamine biosynthetic process
Source: RefSeq, a predicted model, not a curated record
AUGUCUACUUUUCCCAAUAGUGCAAGCGAUUUUCAAGAUCCAUCAUUCUGGAAGGAAUUUUACAAAGAUGCCGGAGACGCGUUUGAAUGGUACGGUGAUUUGAAGAAUUUUGGGUGUGUCUUGACCAAAUAUUUGAAAACAACUGAUAAAAUUCUACAAAUUGGAUGCGGCAGUUCAGAAUUAGCGGAUCAGCUUUACGAUGGUGGUUAUCAAGUAAUUGAUAGUAUCGACAUUGAUGAAGGAAUCAUCCGAAAACAAAUUGCCAAGAAUUGUUCAUCAAGACCGGAAUUACAGUUUAUAUGUUGUUCGGCAACAAAAAUUGAAGCGCCAGACGAAAAAUACAACGUUGUCUUAGACAAGGGGACGUUAGAUGCAUUAAUUCCAUCCGCAAAUGAGGACAUAGUGGAGAAAAUGGAAGACGUAGAAAAAAUGUAUGCUGAAGUAUGCCGGGUGCUUGCGGUCGGAGGUCGAUAUGUUGUGCUUACGCUUGCUCAAAAACACGUGCUCAAUUCAUAUAUGCCAUUUUUUCUGGAACGGAAGAACUUCAUUAUACGGGUUGAAAAGAAUACUGAUGCUAAUUGGGAGUUUCCUCUACCAAUAUUUUUGCUUAUCGCGACGAAACUUCGUGUUUCUCUUGCUUCACCAUACAUGGAGUUAAUACUUUCACUGGAAAAGAAAUCGGUUAAAUUUUCCUCUUUGGAUAACUUGAUUAGUGCGAUAAAUGCGGAGCAGGAAUUCUCGAGAUUUCGCCAUAUGUGUUCCAAAAAAUUGGAACAUGAAGUGAAUUUGGUACUGCAUGAUAGCGAUGAGAAACCACGAUAUCGGAUUGCAGUUCUUGACGAUCCGAAAGUCAGUGAAUUAUGUUCAUUCGCUGUCUUCAUCGUCCCGGUUGGCAGAGAUCGCGACUGGUUUUUCGCUACUGAAAGAGGCCGUUCAUCACUUCGCAAACAAUGUGAUAAAGAUCGGUUGGCAGUUGCUACACUUUAUCGUGAGCAAAAAUAUGAAAGUAUGGAGCAGGUUAAAGAUGAAUUGGGUCCAUAUGUAAUUCAGCUUACUCCAUCAUCCAUGCUUCAAGCACGUAAGUCGGUGGUAGAAUUUCUUUCUCUUGGAAAAAUUGACGUUAAGGAAACUCGUGCCACAGGAAAUUCCGAUGUCAACGGUCCAUGGGCAGUGGAAGAUGUCCGCAUACAAAGUUCCAUAUAUCGAAGACUUGUUUUUUUGUCUGCCCAAAAUCUAGUACAGUCUGAAGUUAAAUUGAUUCGGAACAGAAGAGGUGUCGAAAUUGUGGAUUUGCAUACAUUAACCUCGGAAUAUCAUGAGGCGAUGUUGGCAGCACUACCUUUUAUGUUACGUCCUGGUGAAAAAUUGAACCAUGCAACUAAAUUACGAUUACUUGUUCUUGGAUUAGGUGGUGGUGUUCUGCCUUCCUUUCUGCACAUCAAAUUUCCGUCAAUGUUUAUCGUAUCUGUGGAAUUAGAUCCGAAGGUGGCGGAAAUUGCAAAGUACUGGUUUUCUUUCAAUAGUGACUCGCGUUUGACCGUUGUGAUUAAAGAUGCUCUUACAUAUAUUGAAGAACUGGUGCAACAGAAUGAUGAGUCACGCUUGUUCGAUGUCAUAUUCAUUGAUGUGGCUGGAAGCAUUCACGAAGAUGGAUUGAGUUGUCCAUUACCGUCGUUUGUAACAGAGAAAGCUCUCAAUAAUAUGUAUGCUGCACUUUGUGCAAGAGGAGUAUUGGCUUUAAAUCUUGUAACUCGAAACGACAGUAUUGCUGAACAAAUUAAAGACCGUGUUUUGUCGAUUUUUUCCUAUUAUUGCAGUCAUUCCAGCCAGGAAGACAUAAAUCAGGUUUUGAUUUGUCCAAAAGUACGGAAGAGCUUAUACGAUGUUCGAAAAGCCUGUGAAAAUUACAAAAAAGAGAAAGGGACACUGGGAAAUUUAUUCUCAAAUGUUUCGACGCUGAAAUUUUAUGAGAAGCGAGCCGACUGA